Sapajus apella (tufted capuchin) is the source of this 2088-nucleotide messenger RNA. RefSeq names its product abhydrolase domain containing 8 (gene ABHD8). The record is from RefSeq and is a predicted model, not a curated record. NCBI's taxonomy places the organism in Eukaryota, Metazoa, Chordata, Mammalia, Primates, Cebidae. Gene Ontology annotation, molecular function: catalytic activity. The coding region runs from base 235 to 1554 and encodes 439 amino acids. The transcript is spliced from 5 exons.
CUCGUCGGCUCGCGGCUCCGCCUACUCGGGGGGAGGAACUUAAAGGGCCGGUUCUUUCCGCGGCCGCGGGAUGCCCCUGCGCUGACCGCCAGGGGCUGGUGCCCGCCCUCGUAGAUUCACCCGGCCUGACACCGCGCCACCAUGUAAACGGCGCCAGCAGGAGGACGCUGGCUUCUCCGCCCGGGACCCCCUCCGCCCUGACCCGGGCCCCGCGGCCCUCGAUGAGGACACAGCAUGCUGACCGGGGUGACCGACGGUAUCUUCUGUUGCCUGCUGGGCACGCCCCCCAACGCGGUGGGGCCCCUGGAGAGCGUCGAGUCCAGCGAUGGCUACACCUUUGUAGAGGUCAAGCCCGGCCGCGUGCUGCGGGUGAAGCAUGCAGGACCCGCCCCGACCGCUGCCCCACCUCCGCCAUCAUCCGCGUCCUCGGAUGCCGCCCAGGGGGACCUCUCCGGCUUGGUCCGCUGUCAGCGCCGCAUCACCGUGUACCGCAAUGGGCGGUUGUUGGUGGAAAACCUGGGCCGAGCCCCUCGAGCCGACCUCCUGAACGGGCAGAAUGGCUCCGGGGAGCCGCCGGCCGCCCUGGAAGUGGAGCUGGCCGACCCGGCGGGCAGCGAUGGCCGCUCGGGCCCCGGCAGUGCUGGCAGCGGCAGCGGCAGUGGUAAUGGUGGGCGGCGGCGGCGAGCCCGGCGCCCCAAGAGGACCAUCCAUAUUGACUGUGAGAAGCGCAUCACUAGCUGCAAAGGCGCCCAGGCCGACGUGGUGCUCUUUUUCAUCCAUGGUGUCGGCGGCUCCCUGGCCAUCUGGAAGGAGCAGCUGGACUUCUUUGUACGCCUAGGCUAUGAGGUGGUGGCUCCUGACCUGGCCGGCCACGGGGCCAGCUCUGCGCCCCAGGUGGCCGCAGCGUAUACCUUCUACGCGCUGGCUGAGGACAUGCGAGCGAUCUUCAAGCGCUAUGCCAAGAAGCGAAAUGUGCUCAUUGGCCAUUCCUAUGGUGUCUCCUUCUGCACAUUCCUGGCACACGAGUACCCAGACCUAGUGCACAAGGUGAUCAUGAUCAAUGGUGGGGGCCCUACGGCGCUGGAGCCCAGCUUCUGCUCAAUCUUCAACAUGCCCACCUGCGUUCUGCACUGCUUGUCGCCCUGCCUGGCCUGGAGCUUCCUCAAGGCCGGCUUCGCCCGCCAAGGAGCCAAGGAGAAGCAGCUGUUAAAGGAGGGCAACGCUUUCAACGUGUCAUCCUUCGUGCUGCGGGCCAUGAUGAGCGGACAGUACUGGCCCGAGGGUGACGAGGUCUACCACGCCGAGCUCACCGUGCCCGUCCUGCUUGUCCACGGCAUGCACGAUAAGUUUGUGCCAGUGGAGGAAGACCAGCGCAUGGCCGAGAUCCUGCUCUUGGCAUUCCUGAAGCUCAUCGACGAGGGCAGCCACAUGGUGAUGCUGGAAUGCCCCGAGACGGUCAACACGCUGCUCCACGAAUUCCUGCUCUGGGAGCCCGAGCCCUCGCCCAGGGCUCUGCCCGAGCCACUGCCGGCGCCUCCAGAAGACAAGAAGUAGCCGCCAGGCCGGCGGGGCAUCGCUUGGUGAGCACAGCCACGGCAGGAGAGGCCGGAGCCCGCGCCGGGUCUGCAGCGCAGACCACCUGGGCGGGCCUUUCGCUCCGGUGGGCGUGGCCAGGUCAGGGAGACGCCCCCAGGCUGGCUGGGCGGGGCGUGGCAUCCGAGGGAGCCCAGCGGACACUCCGCUCUCUGCUUCCGUCCCGCGGUGCCCAUCGGCGUUUCGGGGCCGCAGCCGGGACCCUCGCGGAAGAUGACCUUGUACAGAAGCUCUUCCUCACCUUUCCCCCAACGCCAAGGCCGAGGCAGGCUCCCCACCCCGCUCUCUGUCUUCAGUGUCAGCCGUGCUUGAUCCCGGGACCCACGAGCCCUGCAGGGACCCUCGGGGCCCCGUCCCGUUGCCCGAGACCCUCCCUACCCCACAUUCCUCGGCGCUGGGAGCUAUUUUUGCCCAAGGCGGGAGGGAUGGGGGGGCUGGCGCCACCGAACCUGCACAUCUCAACUUGUAACUCAAUAAACAGAAGUGACAAUCGGA